GGUGAACUGGAGAGUACUCGGAGUUUGGUGGUGGUGAUAACCUGCCUCCAACAUCUUGAACUAUUAAACUGAAUUCUGAGUCCUGUUUUUGAGAUUUUGAUGCAUCAACUCAACUCCGCCAGACCGGCCUAAGAUUCCUCCAACAUCACAGAAUUUUGAUGGAAAAUUGUCUAGACUACAGUGAGUGAACACUGCAAGGUGAAUUUUGUUCACUUGAGCAGGUUUUGCUGACAUAGUCAAAAUGAAGCAUUACUGGGAGCAGCAGACACUUGGGUUCUUAUUGCUGUUGUGCCUUUGGAAAUGUACUGGAUCUUCAUUCGUGGAAGUGAAUCGUGGCAUGAGAGUGCCGAAGGGGCAGUCUGUGUUCCUGGCAGAGGAGGACCUGCAAUUCAAGAUCCCCAAGGAGAAAGAUGCCUGCAAGCUGGAGGUAGUCAUCAAUGAACCUAUUACACAGCGAGUGGGGAAGCUGACACCUCAGGUCUUCGAUUGCCAUUUCCUUCCCAAUGAGGUGAAAUACACCCACAAUGGCUGUCCCAUCCUGAACAAGGACCAAGUCAUGCUCAGACUUUACAGGUUUACAGAGACGGAAACCUUCACUGAAACAUUCAUUCUCAGCAUUCAGCUACUGGAGUCUGACUGCAACAUCAUCCGCCUGGGUUCAACACCACUGGAGGUCCCUGAGUUUUACGAUUUAUCCAACUCCAUCGAUAGGAACGUACUUACAUUCCAUUACGACAAGUCAAUGAAUCUUAACUGCACCGUACGAGUGGCCACUUCAGAAACUCUUCUUCCAGGAUAUGGAGAGCUUGUAAUAGGAAAGCUGCCAAGAGGAGAGGUCUGGGGUGACCAGCCACACAGCUUUGUACGGAUCAGGCAGAAGUCUAAAUGGAGACUAGGAUCAAGCCACGAGGACCUCAAGCAGAUUCAUACAUUCAAAGUGAGCUGUGACGAAUUCCUUAUGAUGGGACUUCGCUACCACCACCUCAGUCCCCCUUCUCCUGAUGUAGACUACAUUGCAAUUGGCUUGGAACUUGUUGACAGCAGAAGCAAAAAUGUGCACAAGACAGAGAAUAUUUGGAUCCCAGUCAGAAUCAGGAAUGCUUUUCCCAACCAACCCCCAAAGGCCACUUUCAUGGCUAUGUUCAUCCUGGAGGUGGAUCAGUUUAUCCUGACUUCCUUGACAACGGACCUGGAUGGUGAGGAUAGCGAGACCCCUAAGGCCCAGCUUGUGUUCAAUGUAACCAGACCACCUCCGCAGGGCUACAUCACUCACUUGUCCGACCACACCAAGCCAAUCACGUCAUUCACCUGGAGCGACCUGAAUGAGCUGCUCAUAGCAUAUCAGCCCCCAAACAGCAGUCACACUGAGAGAAGGAACUACGAGGUAGAGUUCGAAGUUCACGACUUCUACUUCAGGAACAGUGCACCAAUUUUGGUGCAUAUCUCAAUAAGGACGGCUGAUACCAACUCUCCCAGAGUAUCCUGGAACAUGGGACUUAAUCUACUGGAAGGCCAGUCCCGAUUGAUUACCUGGGAGCAGCUCCAGAUCGUGGACAAUGAUGACCUCAGUGCUGUCCGUCUGAUCACUGUGGAGGGCCUGCAGCAUGGACGACUUACAGUAAGAGAUGGAAAAGGUUUCAUUUUUACUGUCAGCGACAUCAAGGCUGGUGCCGUUCGGUAUCAUCAUGACGACAGUGAUACCACAAAGGAUUUCAUAACUUUCCGAAUUUUUGAUGGUCAUCAUAGUACCCGGCACAAAUUCCCAAUUAAUAUCUUGCCGAAAGAUGACAGUCCUCCAUUCCUCAUCAACAACGUUAUCUUUGAGCUGUGUGAAGGCCAAACAAUUCUGAUCGAGAGAUUUAUGCUUCAGGCCUCGGACAUGGACUCCAGUGAUGACUACAUUCUCUUCAAAAUCACCAAAUCCCCUGAAGCUGGAGAAAUCAUGAAGAAAACAGCUCCCGGAAUCACAGGUUAUCCUGUCAACCGGUUCCUGCAGAGGGAUCUCUUUAAUGCUGUGAUCCACUACCGUCACCUAGGAGGAGAGGUGUUUGAAGACUCCUUUGAGUUCAUUCUAUCUGACAGCCACGACCCACCGAACCUCUCAGAACCCCAGACGGUAAUUGUGCACAUAACCCCUGUGGAUGACCAGCUACCCAAAGAAGUACCUGGCACUGUUCGGCAACUCGUUGUCAAGGAAACCGAGACAUCAUGCCUGACAAAGAAGCAGCUGCACUUCACAGACACAGAAUCCCCUGACAGAGAGCUGAUAUAUACAAUAACAACUCUGCCAUUCUUUACCUCCACUGUGGGCUUGCCUGAUGCAGGGAAAUUGUUUCUGACAGACAGCAUGAACAAACUGAACAAAGAUGCCAGUGUCCCAAUGCUGAGGUCCUUCACACAGCAUGCUGUCAACUACCUGAAAGUAGCCUACAUGCCUCCUGUUCAGGAUAUAGGACCCGACUCACAGCACCUUCAGUUUCACUUCUCAGUCAGCAAUCAACAUGGUGGAACUUUAAUUGGCCUCUGCUUCAAUAUCACAGUUCUUCCUGUUGACAACCAAGCACCAGAGAUCUACACAAACCUGCUGAGAGUGGAGGAGGGUGCCACAUCUCAAAUUACCGCGCAUCACUUGCUGGUAACUGAUAUUGAUACCAAAGAGGAGAAUAUCAGGGUGCUGCUACAGAGGAAACCAAUGAACGGAGAGGUUGAAGUGGAUGGAGUCAUCAUGAUUGAAGGGGAUAUGUUCACCUUGAAAGAUCUCAAGAAAACUAAAGUUAGUUACAGGCAUGAUGAUUCUGAGACCCUGCAAGACAAAAUCAUCUUUUCCGCUACAGAUGGAUUCAACUCAGCUGAAUGUGUUUUGGAGGUGCAGGUGUUGCCAGUGAAUGACAAGCCUCCAGAGAUGAAGCCAGGACUGAACCCCAUGUUAUACUGCCUUGAAGGAGAGCACAUUACCAUUACCACAGAAUACCUCUACGCUGCUGAUAUGGAUAGCGAUGACUCCAAACUUAUGUUCAUGAUUGUGCGGCAACCACUGUAUGGGAUUGUGCGCAAAAACAGCCAAAUCGUCGAUCGCUUUACUCAAGCUGAUGUUAUCGCCGGCACAGUCACAUACAGCCACAUUAGUGGGGAGGUCGGUUUGAAUCCCUGCUUUGACACCAUCACUUUUGUUGUCUCGGACUGGGAUGCAGGCACAGUGGGAGGCUGUUGCUAUGAGGAGCCUGUUUCCCCCCCAAGAUCUCUGCAUGACUCUCUCCCCGUGUAUGACCUCAACAUCACAGUCAUGCCCAUCAACAACCAGCCGCCGACCAUUAAGAUCGGUCCAAUGUUUGUCGUUGAUGAGGGCUCCACUGCAUGCAUCACACUUUCCCACCUCGAUGCCAGUGACCAGGAUACUCCGCUGGAGGCACUGACUUUUGUUCUGGUGUCACCUCCCCAGUUUGGCUUCAUUGAGAACACUCUGCCUUCACCGGGCUAUGAGAAAAGCAACACCGGUAUCAGUAUAGGUUCAUUUGCUCUGAAACAUGUGAAGGAUUCUUAUAUAAACUAUGUUCAGUCUCGACACCAGAGGAUUGAGCCUACCGCAGAUCAGUUCAUGCUGUAUGUUACUGAUGGGGAGCACCGGUCCAGAGAGAAGCCAUUUUAUGUUGUAAUUCACCCUACAAAUGACGAGAUACCAGAUUUUCUUGCCAGGAAUAUCACUGUACCCGAAGGUCAAAUGUGCGAAUUGGGUCCAUCAAUAAUCAACGUGGUGGACUUCGAUGUGCCCCCGGACAACCUGAUGUUCACUGUGACCCAGCAGCCACAGCACGGGAUGAUGGUGAAUGGAGUGUUUGGGAAAGAUGUUAAUCGAUACAGUCACCGGCACCAGGAACUCCCUGUCCGUGACUUCACGAUGGAUCAGCUGAAGCAUGGAAUGAAACUGAUGUAUAUGCAUGAUGACUCUGAAACUACAGCCGAUAGCUUCACAGUGCAGUUGUCAGAUGGCAAGCACAAGAUCCGCAAAGCCAUUUCAGUCCAAGUCCUUCCAAUCAAUGACCAGAAGCCUUUACUCAUCAGGAAUAACGGCCUUGAGAUGGAGAUGGGGGAAACACGAAUCCUUUCCAGUGUUGUGCUCGUGGCUGAAGACAAGGACACCCCCAGGGAGCAUGUUUAUUACAUGAUACAAAGUGCCCCUAAACAAGGAGUGCUUCAGCUCAAGGUGGGCAACAAUUGGAUACCUCUGAAUCCAGCAAUGAACUGGAGUCAGGACGACCUGGACAUGAAUCUAGUGAGAUACGUACACACUGGAGCACUGGGUUCAAAGGACCAGGACAGGUUUAGUUUCCAUCUGUCAGACGGUGAUAACCGGUCACCAGUGCAUCAUUUUUAUGUCACCAUUAGGAACAUGGAAAAAGGUGAAAUUGCAGUGUUUCUCAAACCACUUGCCCUUGCCAAGGGAGGCCGAGGCAUUCUGACUACAGCCGAACUCCUUGCUGCCGAUGGCACUGAUAAACCCGAAGAGCUGCUAUAUGUAAUAACAGCCCCGGCAAAAUAUGGACAAGUGGAAUACAUCGGUCACCCUGGAUUAGUAAUAACCAGCUUCACCCAGAUGGACGUAGCGGCUCAGACAGUCUGUUACACUCACAGCAGCAAGGCGGAUGUCACAAGAGAUUCAUUCCGAUUCAUUGUCAGCAAUGGGCUGUCCAGCAGAAACGGAAGCUUUGAGAUCAUCAUUGAAAACGCUGAUCGUACCUUGCCCACCCUAUCGAAAAACCAGGGGAUCCAUUUGGUUGAAGGUUCCAUGAUUGUCAUUGCCCCAGAAGUGCUACAUCUGUCUGAUCCUGAUACUCCAUCCAGGAAUCUGACCUACAUCAUAGCACAGCAUCCACAGUAUGGGCAGCUCUAUCUCAGAGGGACCGUUCUUCAACAGGACAACUUCACGCAGUUGGACAUUGACAAUAUGGAUGUAGCUUACAAACAUGGUGGAGGGGAUUCACAGAUUGACAGGUUCACCUUUAUAGUCUCUGAUAGGAGCAACCAAGGCUUCCUGGUCAAUGGAAAGAUGCAGACUGAGCCAGCUACAUUCACAAUCGAGGUGGACUACGUGGACAAGGCUGCCCCAAGGAUAAUUUACCUUCGAUGUCCAUCAAAAGUUGACGUUUUGAAAAAUGGACGAUAUGGAAUUUAUAUCUCUUCUCGAUCCUUGAAGGCAUCAGAUAUUGACAGCAAAGAUGAAGAGAUUAUUUUCCGCAUCCUGAGCCCUCCACUCUUUGGGUACCUGGAAAAUGUCACUAGCGGAGGAUUCAUUCAUAAUACGUUCACACAAAGGGACCUGAAUAGCAAGACCAUCCUUUACAUCAUUAACCCCUCUGUGGAGGUGACAUCCGACACUCUGGAAUUUCAGGUUUCAGAUCGCACAGGAAACUCGGCCAUCCCUCAAAUUCUCGAACUCAAAUGGUCUCGUAUUGAAAUGGCAUUGUCUGAGUAUCAAGUUUGUGAAGAUGGAGGAACGCUGUCGGUGAAAGUGGUGAGGACUGGGUACUCCAUGGAAUCAUCUUUUAUUGGUAUAAAGGUUAAUGACAUUUCAGCUCGUGCCGGAAAGGAUUUCACUCACAGUUCUGCCAACUUAAUUCAGUUUGAUCCAGGCGUUUCAGUAAAGGGCUGGAACAUCGUAAUUCUCAGAGAUGCUCUGGAAGAAGAAAAGGAAACUUUUGAGGUCCUACUUGAGUCUCCAGUGAAUGCAGUUCUUGGUGCAAAGACAAAAGCAUUGGUCAAAGUCAUUGAUACCAGAGGAGGCCGCUGUAGAAAUGAGGAGCACUCACCAGUGUUCAGAGAUGGAAUAAAUCCUGCUUUCAGGUCUUUGACACAUCGUGUCCACGGCUCUGUCCGUGUUGAAGAAAUUCCAAACUCCCAGCCACGAGCAGAGGGGAACCAGUCCCGUGGGGAUGUACCACAGGAGCUGCCGUCACAACGAACUUCCAAGAGCAGACUCCGGGCCAUUGGAAACGGCAGAAUGAUACGACCAUCAUCAACAUACAGGAAUGGGACUGAUCUCAUAUUCACGUACCAUGGAUUAAUGUCGCUGAGGGUCGAGGAUGACACCGCUCCUUUUACCUCCAAUAAAAGAGCAAAAGUGCUGGUCACCAGCCGAGGACAGCAACAUUUUCCUGGAGAGCCAGAACUUCCACAGGCUGACAAAGCAGCAGCAACGCAACAGUCUCGCAUUCUGACGGGAAAGCAGGCUUAUUCUGCUGCAGCUUUUACGAAGCGCUGCACUCCAGAACUCCAAGGCCUCUUGUACUUUGACCAAAGUGCUCAGAAGCUGCUGAGAUGUGAUGGAAUUGCAUGGAAACCAUGGAACCCAACCACUGAGGAGAUCAGUGCCAAAAAGUGUCCACCUGGAUGGAGUUAUCAUGAGAAUCACUGCUAUUAUCUGAGUAGUGAGCAUAAAGCAACAUGGACUGGAGCAGCUCGAGCCUGCAAGGAAAUGCACCAGGGAAGUCUUGUGAGUGUCCACUCCAAACAAGACAUGACAUGGCUGUGGGAUUUCAGUGGAAGAAGACCUUUCUGGAUUGGUCUCAAUGAUAGGAUGAGUCUUGGCAAAUGGGAAUGGGCCGGAGGAGAUCCUGUGGUCUUCACAAACUGGAAACGAGGCCCUCCUCACACAACAAAGAAGAAAGGGAAGAACUGCGUGCUGGUGAGGAGAAGAGGAAAGUGGCAGGUGAAAAACUGUAAGCGGGGCAAGCCACACCACUACAUGUGCUCAGUUCACUAAUAAGUGCAGGAAUAUUCACAUUGAGACCAAUGUGUACAUAUUGUAGUGCUAUAGUAUUUAUUUACAAUAUGUGGAUGUGCACAAACACACUUUUUAUAUUUUGGGGAGGGAGGGAGGUGGGGGUGGGGUUUGGUGCUUGGCUUUGCCUGUCACUGCAAGGUUCUGUGUGUCACUGCAGCAGAAUAUGUAUGUUUGGCUCUUGGAAUGAGAUGAUGGAAGGGUUUCUGAUUGUCAUUACUAAACUUAACGACUGCUGAAAAAUAGUUACAGCAUGCUGUGAACGUCGUCAGAACCAUUAACGGUAUGAAGCUUUGUUCAAACUAAUGACUGGCCUUUAAGUGUAGCGACUGACCACGUGCAAUUAUAAUGGGAAUUCAAAGUGCAUAUGGCAUUAGGCCUUAAAAUGGGAAAAGCAUUUUGCAAGUCUUGUCUGUUUGGCACUUAGUAACUAUCAGGCUCCAUUUCCCGACGCAAAUGAACUUUCCAUUAUGUAUUUAUAAUGGAAAAAAUUUGCUCGUGUUAGCAAUCAGCGAACAAAUCAUGUUACUACGUCACCUGUGUUACUAAACGGUGUAGCUGUUUUUGUUCCCUACUGCGAUAAACUCUGGCUUUUUCAGGCUUAACCUCCAUUUCAGUGUUGCAGUAAAAUUCUUCUCGCUCAGCACUCCAAAAGACUUUUGUUUUGGAAGGAAGAGAAAGGGCUGCGUGGGGUGGUUUGUCGGGGCUGAAUCACAACUCAUAAAUUAAAGAGUGUACGAGAGAGGCCUGUGACCCUGACUAACCUGUGUAGGGAGGAAGUAUAUGGGAGGGUGGGGGGUGGCGGAUACGUUAUUCAGAAAGCACACUUCAAAUGGUUUUGUCAGUAACUUUUGAAGACUGCUGUAUUUUCAUGCAGUGAUUCUAAACUUGUGAGUAAUGACACAGUGGACAUGUGGAACACUGUGAGAGUGAAAACUUGUUGGAUCACAUUUGUUCUCCCUCCCACCACCCCCCGAUUGUACCGUACAAUUGUUUACCAAGUAGGAUUUCUAAUGCAGCACUCGCUGUUUAUAUUUCCCAGUGUGAACUGAGCAGGUUAUGUUGAUAUCAUUGCCUAGCAAAUUAUACAUUUGCAAGAGUCUUAUCAUUGCUGCAUUCUGAAUUCAGCACUGUGUACUUUCACGCAAUAGUAGCAAAGCAAAGGCUUUGAGUACUUAAGAGUCAUUACACAUUUUCAUUAUAGAUAAUCUGCACCACUGAAGCGCAGUGCUUCAGGAUGAUUUUCACAUCACAGACAUAUUUAAUAGAUUGCUUACAUUUCUUGUUGACAUUUGUUUUAUGCAGGCCACUGUGCACAUUUGUAAUGAAUCACAAGUCAGCCUAUUUCUAAAGUUCUGCAACUUUCUUGAUAAAUCUAUGAGGGCUGCGAGUUUGCAUUGAAUAACAUUUCACAUAGAUCCUGAUCAUUGUCAGAAAUCCCUCAUUUUCCAUGUUUCUCCCCUAAACUCUGGAUCAUAUCUACUUUUCCUGAAUUUUAUUUGUUUCUAGACACGUAGAAGGAACAUUGAACUAUUUAUUAAUAGAAAUGUGUUGAUUAAAAAAAUAAAGGUUUUACUUAAACAUGCAUAUUCUCUAUUAACAAAUCCAUUAAUGUAUCAUGGGCUGUUCUAUAUUGGUAUGACAAUGAUAUACUUGAAGUGGAAGCUUAAUAAACAAUAUUCAUUGUAAAUAUUACAGUAUUACUGAAAUCUGACUUCUUGUGCCAUGUAAUACAAUGGGCAGCUUCUACAAUACAUGAACAUGUACCACUUGUAACCAAGUUGCUAUACGUUGGACUUAUUCUGCGCUGUGUACUCCAUGUAGCCUAUCCCUUCCCUUGCUAAGCACUGUUUCCUUUUGUUCUGUAAGUUUUGUAAUGUGCCUCUAGUAACUUAUAAAUAAGCCCAACAUAAUUCUGAAGCUUAAUACUGAGCUGGAGGUAUUUAGAAGGGCACCGAGACAAAUACACUAAAGAUACCAAAAAGAGAAUAGUGCUUAGCUCCCAGCAAGGAAUGCAACAAUGUAACGCAUGGGGCAGAAUAAUCUCCAUUGUUUGUUUACUGACAACAUUGUAAGGGAAUUUUGUUUAACAAACCUGCAUGACUAUCCAAAUAUAUAAAGGAAAUGGAUGUAAUUGUGUACUUAUAAACAGUUAUGUACAAAGAUAUAUUUUGUAUCAUAAAAGAAAUUGGUUGAUCAGUGAACUUUGUGAAACAGAUCCCGAGUGAUCCCUUCAAACGCUGACUGCUGAAUAUAUUAAUGGCAUUCUACAAACACGAAUAAUUCAAACUACAAUAAAUAAAGGUUUAUCAGUUAAAGCAAGGGUCUCAAAGCACACAGAGCAGAGAAACACUGAACCUUGAGAUUGUCAUGUUUUUUUUCAUUCUAAAUAGAGGAUAAGUAUAACUUCUUAAUUGAAAGCAACUCUAAUUCAUAGUAAUUUGCUUACCUUUUUUGCUGACAUAAAGCAUUUUGUGUGUGUGUGUGUGUGUAUUUUCGUAAUCACACGUGAUUUAAUGAUGCCUAACAUGGAAGGCACUGCAAUUUAUAAAUCGGCUGAUUAACGUCUUGAGCCUGCCAAGGCAUUACUACUAGCUCUUCACAGCAAUACCUUGGGAUUAUAUCAAACACUGUUAAAUUUCAGUGCAUUGAAUAGGUCUUAUCUAUAGCUAUAAAUGGUGAUUG
Molecule: messenger RNA, 9460 nt
Organism: Callorhinchus milii (elephant shark)
Lineage: Eukaryota; Metazoa; Chordata; Chondrichthyes; Chimaeriformes; Callorhinchidae
Gene: frem1a
Product: Fras1 related extracellular matrix 1a
Biological process (GO): cell communication
Cellular component (GO): membrane
Source: RefSeq, a predicted model, not a curated record